GUGGCGCUGUGACGCGGCCGCGCUCCUCGUGUGACUCUCUUGUCUUAGUAACAGUCCGUGUUGUCAAGCGUUGCUAAGGAAGUGAUUGAACUAGCGACACUUUUUAGCCACUGAAGCCGCACGUCCCUGAUCGAUGUGUCUCAUACUGAUACGGAAGCUCUUUUUGGCCUUGUUCAUGUCCUCGGACAUGACGAGAAGAUGACGAUGAAUGGAGACAGCCUGCAUCAGUCCCUUGAGGCUCCCGACAAAAGAGAUUCAGUCAUCAAUGAGAGCAGGUCUGGCAAUUCCUUCCUAGUAGACGCCAAAUCUCGCAACGAGUAUAAUGAUUCCUUUAAACUCGCUGCCGGACACGGCCAGAAAACAAGAGAUAACAAUCCGUUCCAGCCUCAGCCGCCGUCACUGCCCAGGUCUAACAAGUCUGGCUCAGUUGAGAAGACUGUGAGAAACAGGAGGCUGAGAUGUAGUCAAGAAAGCCUAAGUGACGCAGUUGAGACUUGCUCUUCCACAGACUCACUUAAAGAGGACCAAACGCUUCCAGGUCAAGGUGGCCGUGUUCUCAGCAGCUCCACCACACUCGGGAACCAGGGCACCAAUGUAAGACCCCAGUCUGCCGUUGCUAUUGGAUCCCCGGUGUUCCGAGACAGGGGGAACAGCUUUUCUGAGGAUGAACGAAGACCCCACAGUCAGCAGAGUGACCCGGCAGACCACUGGCAGAUGUCCCCAAAGGUGCAGCUGUCUCCUGUUCAACCCAUGGGGCCUCUGCCCGCACUGGACAGGAGUUUUGUGUCAGCUACUUUGAGGUCAGCUAAUAGGAUUAACAAGGAUUGUUUGGAUUAUGGUUUGCCGAAGAGAGAGAGUCUUGGAAAGAGACUCCACAGGAACCUGAGCGACAGCCGGCUUCUGGAAAGCAUGGGGUCGGACAGUGCCUCUGUGACUUCCCUGAGGUCCAACUACAGCGUGCUUAGCCCCAUCAGGCACCAGGAUGUGAGGAACAGGAGCUUUCUAGAGGGCAGCUUGCUGGGAAGUGGUGCCCUGCUUGGGGCGGAUGAGCUGGACCGUUACUUCCCUGAAAGAAGGGUGGGCGUCUACAUUGCCACGUGGAACAUGCAGGGAGAGAAGGAGCUUCCAGCCAACUUAGAAGAUCUCCUCCUACCUACAGACUCUGAAUUUACACAAGACUUCUAUGUUAUUGGGGUUCAGGAAGGCUGUCCUGACAGGAGGGAGUGGGAGAUCCGGCUUCAGGAGACUCUGGGACCAUACUAUGUUAUGCUGUAUGCAGCAUCACAUGGUGUUUUGUAUCUCUCUGUAUUUGCCAGGAGAGACCUCAUCUGGUUCUGUUCAGAGGUGGAGCACGCCACAGUCACGACCAGGAUCAUCUCUCAGAUCAAGACUAAGGGAGCUGUGGGGAUCACCUUCACCUUUUUUGGCACUUCUUUCCUUUUCAUAACAUCACAUUUUACCUCUGGAGACUCCAAAGUUUACGAGCGAGUUCUCGACUACAACAAGAUCGUGGAGGCUUUAGCCCUUCCAAAGGGGCUUCCAGACACAAACCCUUAUCGCUCCACAUCAUCUGAUGUCACCACGAGGUUUGACCAAGUUUUCUGGUUUGGAGAUUUUAACUUUCGACUGAGUAAAGACCGGGCUGAAGUGGAAAAUGCCAUGACCCGUACUGUGGGAAGAGAUAUGAGUCCUCUGGUGGAGCAUGACCAGCUCUCCAAGGAAAUGAAGGAUGGUUCAAUCUUUAAAGGCUUUCAUGAGGCACCAAUACACUUCUUCCCCACGUAUAAAUUUGAUAUCGGUUGCGAUAUCUAUGACACUACUUCUAAACAGAGAACGCCUUCAUACACAGACAGAAUCCUGUUCAGAAGCAGACAGGCUGAUGACAUAAAAGCGAUCAUGUACACCAGCUGCUCCGGCAUCAAGACGUCAGACCAUCGGCCGGUUAUUGGCGUCUUCCAGGUCAAACUUAGGCCGGGCAGAGACAAUAUUCCUCUGGGUGCAGGACAGUUCGACCGAAGCCUGUACUUGGAAGGCAUCAGGAGGAGGAUCACCAGGGAGCUGAAAAGGAAGGAGGCCAUGAAGAACCAAAGCAACAGCACCAUCUGCUCCAUCUCUUAGAGUGGAUUUCUUAGAGGCUGAAGUGGAUCAUAUUGUGCCACAAACAGGCAGCUGGAUUAAGGAGCACAGGGAACCAGAGUUGUCUUAACUACACAGAAGCUCACUGCUGGUUGUAACUGAGCAGAGUGUGCCCUCUGUUGGAUAUAGUUGGGAACUGCGUACGAGUGCCCUGCAGGCCGAGGAAAGCUGAGGGCAGGUACCUCAGAAAGACACGGUCAAACCUUUUAUUUAUUCAGGCCCCUAUUCAAACACGAGGACAGAUUCGCAGGGUUGCAGCCUGACAGUCACCUUUUGUUUUUGUGCAUUAAUUUUUCUAAUUACUUUCCGUUAAAAAUUAUCAAUAACAUUUCUUUCAGUGUUUAAAGACCUUGUGAAUUUGUGAUAAAAGUAAUUUAGGUACAAUUAUAAUUGUGGCUUAACUCAAUUAUUGUUGUAAGCAGUUUUAUGGAGAUGCAGCCUGACCGUUGAAAGAAGCUGUUACAACCACAAGGUAUUUGUCAUCAAAUAGCCUAAAGGAUGUUGCUGCAGUCACAGGGUUAUAACUUGGUUUAUGGUACUGUUAAAUAUCAGGGAGAUUAAAUAUUAAAUAUUUUAGCUGAUUUUUUUCAAGGAACUCACUUCCAACUUAAUAAAUGGAGUAUGUUAUUACUGUAACGCCUGUAACUUUGCUUUUUCGUGACUAGUUGAGGUAGUUCUUUGCAAGACUGUAACUUAUUGCCUUACCUCCCAUGUCACUGCUCUGUAACCUUACACCAUUUAUGUACUGUAUGUACCACAGUCAUCAACUUCUAGCAUGAAGAAUGGUCCAAAAAGUGCCUGUAGGUCUUGUUUCCGUUUCCUCAGGGCCUGUUUUUCUUUGAUACGUCACCUAAUAUGUAACAUCUAGUAAUAAACAUUUAACACAUUUGUUGGCCAAAUUAUUAAAUAUACUAUGAACUUA
Betta splendens (Siamese fighting fish) is the source of this 3058-nucleotide messenger RNA. RefSeq names its product inositol polyphosphate-5-phosphatase E (gene inpp5e). The coding region runs from base 199 to 2118 and encodes 639 amino acids. Gene Ontology annotation, biological process: phosphatidylinositol dephosphorylation. The transcript has 11 exons. Gene Ontology annotation, molecular function: inositol-polyphosphate 5-phosphatase activity. NCBI's taxonomy places the organism in Eukaryota, Metazoa, Chordata, Actinopteri, Anabantiformes, Osphronemidae. The record is from RefSeq and is a predicted model, not a curated record.